This is a messenger RNA of Heterobilharzia americana, 2293 nucleotides long. Lineage: Eukaryota; Metazoa; Platyhelminthes; Trematoda; Strigeidida; Schistosomatidae. The record is from the annotation of a GenBank genome assembly.
CCACUGUAAGGUCGGCGGAGAAGCGGUGAUUGUUUAUUUUGUUCUCAGGUGGACUUGAUUGUACAUAUUGUACAUAGACAUUACUAACACUAAGAUGAACUGCAAAGAGCAUAUACCAAAAGUUACCAGCCAUGAAUUGGUUGGGAAUGAACACACUAAUUUUCUAUCGAAAAUGCCAGCUGCAACAGCAGAGCAACUAACUAUUGCUAAAAUAUUAUCCAAACCAGAUGCAGAUGUUAACCUCCGGUGUUAUGUCGUUCAGCUUCAAGAGUUAACAAAAUGUUCGGAAGAUCAGGCAGUUACUGCCUUAUAUGAUUGUGAAAAUAACCUUGAAAGAGCGGUUGAGCUAGUUCUCGAUAAAUUCCGUUGUGGUGCUGAAGAAGAAGAGUGGCAUACAACUGUUAGUAAACGUGCGAAAGCUAAGCAUUCGCAAGUGGUGACUGAGUCAACGCUUGAAACUCCUGCACUUGAGAAAAAAACCAGUCGACCUAAAGUGGAGAAACCUGCCGAAAGUAACGAAAAGGCUUCGAAGCAGAAUGGUCAUAUGUCCCCUCAAAUUAAUGUUGCCAAGAGUUCGAUCUCAAACCAAGAAACAUUCAAGAGGAAGAGUAACAAAAAACGGGAUUAUUCGAGGCCAAAUGCAGUUUCAACUGAACGAAUAAGCGUUCCGCAACAACCCUGUGCUGGUGAUGUAUGCAAUAACUCUAAGCACUUGCCAUCAGAUAGGAAAAAUAGGAUUGAGUCUGAAGUUUGGGAUCCGUAUGCCGAUCUUGGUGAGUGGGAAGGCGAAUGCAUAGAGAUAGUCAAUUCCAAUGCUUCUAUUGCUAUGGGACUUCAGGAGGCGGUAUCCCUACCACAGGAGCUUUUUGACGACUCACUAAAUUCUGAAAAAGAUAUAGAUGAAGAAUCCAGUGUGCAUGCUGAUACUGUCCAAAACAUAACUAAAGAUCCAGAAGCUUUGGAUGCAGAUUCUCUGUUUGUUUCAACUGCUAGAAGCAAGCCACCACCACGCGCUUUUACGGGAAAACUAAGUGUCCCUUUAUUCAUUGCACCAGAGCUUCUACCCAGCGAUCACUUUCACUGGAAGCCAACUUUUGGUGGUGACUCUCCAGGUUCUAAAUUCAGUCCUGUCGUGUCCGCACUUCCGAAUUCUGGACGGAUCAGCAACGAAGUAGACGAGCCACUUCUAGAAGCUACGGACCCUCAAUCUACACGAGUGGCAAAUGAUCAGGUCGAUUGCAGUCCAAAGCAAUAUUCUUUCCCUCAGAUCUCCCAGCAGUCGCAUGCUAAUGAUUUUGAACUAAAGAAUACAUCUCUUGGUAUUAUGUUGGAAUCUUCUAAACCUGAGGAGAAAGCAUGUAGUAUAACAACUGUUGCAACAACAAAGGAUGUUAUACGAUAUGCAUUUACAACAUCAUGCUGCUACUACAGCUCAAAGCAUGUUAACCCCAAAUGCAGAUUCUGCAUCCUCGGGAAACCAAUCAAUCAUAAUUUGUCAAAUCCAAUGGGUCAUGUUACCGCUGCAAACGCAGGGCUACGUCCUGAUAUUCUAACAACUGCAUUGGGUCACACUCCGCAGAUGAUGACUCCUGGGCACCCAUACUUUCCUUAUCCAGGUUUCGUGCUUAUGAACGGUUAUCCGAAUCCAUUUUUGAACCAGCAACAACCUAAUUCAGACAGUUCUCAAACUCAAAAUCCUGGUCAGUGUUCAUCACCGAUUACUCAACACCAACCACCAUCAAACCAAGCGCAGCCUUACAAUAACCUUAAACAGUUAGGCAGUGGAGUCGGAAACUAUGAAGAUUUGUUAGAUGUAAAAUAUGGUGAUCCGUCUAAACAAGUGGGUUUCAAAACUAAUUCCAACCAGCCUACUUAUGGUUCCUUUCAGUCACAAGCAAUGUCUUUGGAUAAUAUUGGCGGGAAAUUAUCUUCUGCUUCUCAUUCUAAUAAUACGUCUCUGGUUCAAAACUUUAAUCAUGGAAAUAGCAGUUCUCAUGCGCAGCACUUUUCACCACAGUUUUAUGCAUCAGUUUCUAGUUCACCAUACAUGAAUACAGUUGCUGCUGUCGUAGCAGCAGCAGCAGCCAAACAUGGAUCGAGUAAUAGUUCUGCAGUUAGUACGAAUCAGUCUAAUCUAAAUGUUGGUGUUACUGGCAACCAGGCAGGAGGAACAGGAUCUGGACAAAAUCAAAUUCAUUUAUCUGGAAAUCCAUCACAAGGAAUUGUUCUGGGUAAUGCCGGACCAAGUCUACACCAUCACCAGCGCGCUUCGAUUCCACAUCCACAACAUUAA